CUUACUGUUUUUUACUGACAUGUAUGGUACCGCAUAUUUCUAUAUGGCCUUAGUAGCUGAUGAUUGCUCAGAGAUGAGUCUCUUUUACUGUCAAGUAACUUCGCUAAGAGAUGAGACUCCUUUACUUCUGAUCUUGAAGGUUCAAUAUAGUGUAUUUUUUUUGGAAGGAUAUUUGAAUUUACUGCUGACACAUUUGAAAGGAUACAGGCUACGGACGCUAUCGAAACAGUAAACAGGUCUUCGAAUAAUAACAGGAAGAGUCCGAGAGGAAGAAAAUCGACGCUGUUGAAAAAAUAUAUAUAACUCCAAACCGGAAAUACUUAUAUAGUAUAUAUAAAUCAGAACGUGGAAGCUGAAUAUACUGGAGGGAUUUUGGACAAUUUCAGCUGGUUUAGAGAAUAUCACUUGUAACCAGGGCAUUUCGUCACAAAAUUGAGACGAUUUGACUUUUGACUCGAAAGUCGGACGCUAUACAGUACGUCCUAUCAAUAUAAACGGCUGACUUAGCGUUCACUGUCUGACUACACAAAACUUGAUUUAGAGAAAUUAUAAACAAAGACAAUUUAUCGAGACGUAACUGGACGCCACAACGUUGUGCAUAUUGAAACUUAUCGACAAAUAUUACCCGGAAAUAAUACACUUCAUCGAAAAAGAAGAAUCGAACAUAUCUUCUCAGACAGAAAGACGAUUCGUCACAAAAAUCAGUAUAAUUCGUCACAAAAAUGAAGCAAUUUAAAAUCGUCUUAAUGGGGUCGGGAGGAGUCGGCAAGACAUCGAUCACAACACAGUUUACUCGUCAAUAUUUUGAAGAACAUUAUGAGCCGACAAUCGAGGAAGUCCACAGGAAGACGUACUUGUUGGAUGGAGAACAAUGUGUGAUCGAAUUGAUGGACACGGCAGGAAUCGAUCAAUUUGCGCAAAUGAGAGAUGUUUAUAUCAGAGAGGGUCAUGGCUUCAUUCUUGUGUACUCUAUUAUCGACAAGAACUCGUUCGAAGACGUGCAGAUAAUACAUGAACAGAUUAUAAAAGGAAAAUGCAGUGACAAUGUCCCGAUCGUACUGGUCGGUAACAAACGGGACCUGGAAGGCACUGGGCGAGAAGUGGACACCGCCAACGGGGAAGAACUCGCCGCUAGAUGGCCUCAGUGCAUUUUUAUGGAGACAUCGGCAAUGGAUAAAGGGGAGGUCGAGGACGUUUUCGCAAAAGCAGUUAGACAGAUCAAUAACUUUGAGGGAAUACGUCGAGAUCGAAUCUCCGCCCUUCAUAAAGAAGCAUCGAAGAAAAAAAAGGGGAACACUAAAAAAUGUUCGAUUAUGUAACGGCAUUAUAUAUGAUGACGUCAUAUACGGCGUAUGAGAAACUCUCAAACCUCAUCAACUUAUGGCGGCAUUCGUGAGAAGAUGGCAAUAAAUGCGGCGAUGACGUCAUAAAAACCAUGAGAAGGUUGUCAUAAACUUACGCCUGUAUCAAUAAUAUGACGGCCUAGACUCCGUUGGAUGUUGUCAAUAAUCGUGUUAUCAAAACUAUGAAACAUUAAAUUAGUGGAAGCGUUUCAGAAUACCAUGUUCAUUGCUUAUUGAUUGUAUAUCAUGGCUGUAAAAUGAGGUUUUAAAAACUGUGAUAUCUUGGCGGAGAGGUGAAACAAGUUUGAAAUAAUUGAAGAGCUUUUAAAAUCCGAUUCUAAAUUAAUAUGUAAUUAUAACUCAGUUUUCGAGAUGCGCAAUUAAUUUCUUCUGGGUGGUCAUAAAAAACAGAAUACAAAAUUCGAACAUACUCUAAACCAGAGAGAGCAUAACUUUCGUGCAAAGCGUCCUACUGAAACUUCUGGGCACAAUCAUACACAAAAAGAAGCUCAAGGUAAAAUUAAUUUUCCUUAUUUUCAUAGAAAUAUUCAAGAACAUCAUGGGUUCUCUAUUUUGGGUCAUUCAGCAUGAAUCCGGUGUACACUGGUCGCGAGAAAUUUUCUUAUUUCAACAGCAAAAAAUUUUCUUUUUUGUGUUGGGGGAAAAUUUGAAAAUAAGGGCUUCUGCGCCUCCCUGAACCCUCCUACAUUUAUAUCGAUAUGGAUAUUAGACUUCGCCAUGAAAAAUUGAAUUUAUUUUCAAAUCAUUGUCAUAAAAAAUGAUUUUUGUUGUCUUUUUGUUAUUUUUUUCAUUUAUUUUUUUCUGUCACAAUUAACAGUGAAUCUUAGCGCUUCAUAAUGGGAGUAAUACCCAAAUCGAACGUUUUGAUUGCCUUGGCGUUAUAAAAAAAAAAACAGCAAACUGAGUGACUAAAACGCCUCACAAAACACGAAUACCCUCUGAAACAGUGGUUCUCAAACUUGUUAUGCCGCGCCGUGGAUCGUAACAGAUUUCCACUAUUUGUAUAUUGUAUUCCACUAUUUUUGAAUUCUUUAUCCCAUUUGUGAGGGCUUUAUCGGCUUUUUUACUAGUUUUGUGUAAUGUCACACUUGGAUCCGACUCCUGGUUCAAACUCUAACUUCAAGAUAAUCAAUUUUUAUCACAAAAAAACUCGGCUUUUGAAGAAAAAUUGGACUCCAUUUAUAACCUUUGAUAUUUGCUGAACUUGUUAGCAAUACAUGGUUCCAGCGAGGCCAAUUAAUUGUAGGCACAGAUAAACAGAAGGGAACUGAUUUAAUCAGAGGUGUGUAGCCGCAAAUUGGAUCCUUUGUAUAAGGGCUUCCCAAAUUUCAACGAUCGUGACUCCUUCCAAUAUAUUGAAAUUUUUCGCGACCCCCUGUUUCGAGAAGCGCGCGCUUUUCGGGUCUUAUAUUCAAAGUUCGCCGCUUCCCUUAUCCUAUUCUCUCGGAAUUUUUUUGCAUCAGUUUUAAUAAUUGUGUUUCGAAUAAAAAGUCGUAUAUCGCUUUGUGUUAAAUUGGUGUGUACUCUUUGCGACCACUAAAGUUAAUUGCUCGACCCGCUGCGGUGUCACGACUUCCAGCUUGGGGGAGCCCUGCUUUAUACAAUGCCUACUUACGUCUUUCGUUCUAAACAAGGCAGGUUUUUACUGAUAUCCAGUAACUUACUCAAUUCUCGACUUCAAGGCCAUCCGAAUCUGAGCUCCGGAACUCAUGCUAAAUAAAUUUUGAUGAUUAAUGCAUGUUGUAGUUUCCUUUGAGAAUUUCAGAUCACGCCCUCGACUUACUGGCCGUUCAUAAGACCAACUUCCGACACUGAAUUCGACCCAAUAUUCAGUAUAACGAUCCGCCGAUAAAAACUUUAUUGUCGGAAUGCAGCCUCUGGCUUUAUAGUUCCAUAUGUGAAUUUUUACUCCGACCCUCGGUGCAUAUAAUAAACUGAAAAUUAAAUGUGAGAUGAAUUCAAAAUUCUGACUACUUUUUUCUCGUAGAAGUAAAUACGAAAUUACGGGUUCUAAUUAUUUUUGGGGUCGCUCUGUACAAUUCCGAUUCCAAAAUAAGCAAAAAACCACCAAGUCCCGGCUCCACAACGGUUUAAUAAUAAAGCGAAACUCUAUGCAUCAAUGCGUAUAUGAAUAAUUAUUUGUGUAUAUACCACACUGUACAUUUUAAUGUUGCAACUUGAAUGUUUUAAGUGAAAUACAAUUUCUUUGAGAAAAAUUU
This is a messenger RNA of Styela clava, 3583 nucleotides long. Lineage: Eukaryota; Metazoa; Chordata; Ascidiacea; Stolidobranchia; Styelidae. The record is from RefSeq and is a predicted model, not a curated record.